Asparagus officinalis (garden asparagus) is the source of this 2131-nucleotide messenger RNA. RefSeq names its product pentatricopeptide repeat-containing protein At2g37320. The coding region runs from base 309 to 1823 and encodes 504 amino acids. Gene Ontology annotation, molecular function: RNA binding; protein binding. Gene Ontology annotation, biological process: RNA modification. The record is from RefSeq and is a predicted model, not a curated record. NCBI's taxonomy places the organism in Eukaryota, Viridiplantae, Streptophyta, Magnoliopsida, Asparagales, Asparagaceae. The transcript is spliced from 3 exons.
CCCACCUCCCUUCCCUUCCUUCAUUCGCCGCCACCCACCCGCUACGGGCCGAGUUUUCCCGUCACCUGGGCUUCAGCCCCUUUUUAACAAUCAUGGGCCGCCCAUUCUCCCCUGAAGUUCCCCAAUUUUCCUUUUCCCUCCUCUCAAUACCAUCUCAGAGCGCAGCACCACGAACCCGAUCUCCUCCCAUUUGGGCGAUGAUUCAGCCGCAGGCGCGCCUCCUGUUGUUUAUUUUUCGAAAUGAGGCCACUGAUAAAAAUUCAUCUUGUAUUUUGAGGAAGUGAACAAGCCCAUGGAUUGCUCUCCUGAUGAGCUUCAAACGUAUUCAUGCGGCUUAUCGGUUUAUCUCGGGUUUCGGAUCCCCCGCAUCUCUUGGGAGAUCCAUUAAGGCAGAGCGCAAGGGCAUUAACAAGGCAUUGGAGAUCUUAGAUUUUGUCACUCCGAAAAAUUGUGACAUUGGUCGAGACGAUAGCCAUGGUCGACUUAUUCGAAGUUGUCUGCAGGGCCUUUUGGAAACUGGCCAGAGAAAGUGCCCGAAACUUGUAAAAGGCGGCGAGCACGAGAAACUGAGGUCGCCAGCAGAGGAAACAUCUCGUUGGAGCUCAAAGAUUUUGGCAGAAGAGGGUGCAGCUACUCUUGCUUCCGCCGUUAGUUCUUGUGGAGCUAACGGCGCGCUUGAGGAAGGGUCGCAACUUCACGGUCUCUCCUUGAAAAAUGGUUUUUAUGGCCGUGUUCCUAUUGGGACCUCGCUGAUCAGCCUAUAUGCUAAGUGUGGGAAGCUAGAUGACGCACACCGAGUUUUCAAUGAGAUGCCAGUGAAGAACACUGUAUCAUGGACUGCGGUCAUCUCAGGAUAUGCUCAACACCGGCGACUUGAAACUUGCGUUUAUCUGUUUAAUUUGAUGGGGCACGUCAGUUCGAAACCGAAUGACUUCACAUAUGCGAGCCUUCUGAGCGUGUGCACCAACUGUGCAUCUCUUGCUCUCGGGAGAAGUUUUCAUGGCCAGGAGAUGAAAAUUGGUUAUGGUUCAUAUACACACGUUUCAAAUGCGCUUAUAUCAAUGUAUGCUAAAUGUGGGAUUAUUGAAGAAGCAUGCUAUAUUUUUGAGAAAUUGCCAUUUAAAGAUCUUAUCUCUUGGAACUCCAUGAUUUUUGGAUAUGCACAUUAUGGCAAUGCUGAUCAGGCUCUAGACUUACUGAAAGAGAUGGAAAAAUGUAAUAUUUUACCAGAUGCCAUCACUUUCCUUGGAGUUCUAUCCUCAUGCCGACAUGCCGGUCUCCUUGAUAAAGGGCAUCAUUGCUUUAGGUUAAUGGUUAAGCAAGGUAUAAAACCAGAAUUAGAUCACUAUUCGUGCAUUGUUGACCUCUUAGGUCGUGCCGGGUUACUUGAAGAGGCAGUUGAUUUCGUUGAGAAAAUGCCCAUGAGUCCAAAUGCUGUCAUAUGGGGCUCUUUAUUAUCAUCCUGUAGGGUCCAUGGAAAUGUUUGGAUUGGAAUUUAUGCUGCAGAGAGACGCCUUUUAUUAGAACCGGGUUGUGCUACAACUCAUGUGCAGCUAGCAAAUCUAUAUGCAAGUGUUGGGCAUUGGAACAACGUGGCAAAUGUUCGGAAGCUAAUGAAGGAGAGGGGGCUCAAGACAACCCCUGGAUGUAGCUGGAUUGAGAUUGGGGAUAAGGUUUAUGGGUUUAAGGCUGAAGAUGGAACAAAUUCUGAGCUUAGGGAGAUGCUCGUUAUGUUGGAUACUUUGGGAGAUCACAUGGAGUCUUUGAGAUACAUGCUUAGAACUCCCUUGGAUGACGUUGAUCAAAUUGACGAAUGUCAGUGACUUGUGCUAAAAAAUGUGACUAAAAGUUCAUCUUGCUAGCAAGUUGCUUGACAUUAAGGCCUUUGUGCACUUUAUCAAACUUCCGUGUCCUAAUCAUCAUAUGAUGCUAUCUUAUGUUUGAAUCUCGGCUCCACCUGCAGGAACCAAUGUCAACAAAGAAAUGGACAAAAACCUACCACUUCUAGUUGUUUCUCUCCUGUUGAUCUCCCCAAUAUCCGUAUCAACUGGCAUCAGAAUCGACCUCACCUACGUUGAUUCUAAGCUCAAUCUCAGCAAGCCAGAACUCAUUCAACGUGCAAUCCAAUGAA